This is a messenger RNA of Anguilla rostrata (American eel), 1990 nucleotides long. RefSeq names its product tissue alpha-L-fucosidase-like. The record is from RefSeq and is a predicted model, not a curated record. The transcript is spliced from 9 exons. NCBI's taxonomy places the organism in Eukaryota, Metazoa, Chordata, Actinopteri, Anguilliformes, Anguillidae. Gene Ontology annotation, molecular function: alpha-L-fucosidase activity. Gene Ontology annotation, cellular component: lysosome. Gene Ontology annotation, biological process: glycoside catabolic process; fucose metabolic process. The coding region runs from base 466 to 1665 and encodes 399 amino acids.
ACGUACACAACGUUGUACCUUGUACUUGUCAUGGGUCAAUCGUGCUGCUGAUAUUAUAUUUUAUGAGUCAUAUAUGUCAUGAGUACCGCAUACCAAUAACUAACUGGUUCCCGACUUGUAACUAAAAAUAUCAAUUAUUCAAAAUUUCCCCAUUCAUUUUCCCAUUCACACAUUUCCGGGAAAACGAGGGGAGUGGCUUGGUGACGUUUUCACUUACAAGCUCUUCAGUCCGCCUACUUAUGGAAUCAUUCGACAGUGGUAUGGUCUUCAGUUUAUCCGCAGCAGAUUGAUCCAGCGCCUCUCUGACCAUGUCAAGGGCUCCAGGUAAGAUAAGGUCUUCUGCAAUGGUGUGGGGCUUCUGGGACUUUGCAAUACGGAGCCGGAGCUAGGUACACUGCGGACUGGGACAGUCUUGAUUCGAGACCGCUGCCAACCUGGUAUGAUGAAGCCAAAUUUGGGAUUUUGAUGCAUUGGGGAGUUUACGCGGUGCCCGGAUUCGAGAAUGAAUGGUUUUGGUACCACUGGAAAAACAAUGCGAGACCGCAUGUGAAAUUCAUGAAGAAAAACUACCCUCCAGGAUUCACUUACCGACAGUUUGCUUCUGACUUCCGUGCACAGUUUUUCGAUCCAGACCAAUGGGCUAAACUCUUCGAGGCUUCGGGUGCCAAGUAUGUGGUUCUAACGUCCAAGCACCAUGAUGGCUUCACGAUGUGGGGCUCCCCACACUCCUCGAACUGGAACUCUGUGGACACGGGUCCUCACAGGGACCUGGUGGAGGACCUGGGAGUCGCUGUACGAAAAAGGUCCCUACGCUAUGGCAUAUAUUACUCCCUAUAUGAAUGGUUCCACCCUCUUUACCUGUCUGAUAAAAAAUCGGACUUUAACACACAGGAGUUUGUAUUCAGCAAGCUUCUACCAGAACUUCGUGACCUUGUUACCAGGUACAAGCCAGACCUGAUACGGUCAAAUGGGGACUGGGAAGCACCAGACUCUUACUGGAAUUCCACUGAGUUCCUGGCCUGGCUCUACAAUGACAGCCCUGUCAAGGAUUCGGUGGUAACCAAUGAUAGCUGGGGGGCCGGCUGCGGUGGCAAGCAUGGAGGAUUCUACAGCGAUCGGCAUUACUGGGGACCGCUGCCCAAACACAAGUGGGAGCUUCUCACCUCUGUGGACACCUACUCCUGGGGCUAUCGGAGGACUAUGAGGCUGAAGGAGCUCCAGGACCUGCCCAGUAUUAUACAGGACCUGGUUCGCACUGUGGCCUUCGGGGGAAACUACGUGCUGAACGUGGGCCCCACAGCAGAGGGGACAAUCCCGCCGGUGUUCGAGGAGCGCUUGCGGGGUUUGGGCGACUGGCUGAAGGUCAAUGGGGAGGCGGUGUACGCUUCCCGGCCAUGGAGGGUGCAGAGUGAGAACUCCACCCAGACCGUGUGGUAUACCUCAAAGGGCUCCCAAGUUUACGCUUUCCUCCUUGUCCGACCGUCAGAAUCCUGGCUGAAGUUAUCCGAGCCAAUAACGUCGCCCUCUACAAAGGUGACAUUAUUGGGGUACUCUGGACAGCUGAGCUGGUCUGCCCUGCAGCACAGUGGCCUGAAGGUGGAGCUGCCUCUCGAGCCUUUUGUGAACGACUACGGGUGGACGCUGAGGCUCGAUGGCGUCCAAUGAACUGCCCUACAAAGCCUAAAUGCAGUAACUACGCAAAGGAUAAAACUGAGAAAAAUGGCUUUAAAGUAUUUUAACUAGCCAACUAAAUGGGUUAUAGGUAUAUCAGUGAUAUUGCACUAAUUGUACAUGUAUUCAUGAGGUAAUUUUUAUGCCCAAAAACCAUGAUGCUGAUUUGACCUUUGACCACAAAAAUGUAGUUACUGCACUCUGCCUUUGCAUUGCCUUAAAUGGUUCUAAGAGCAAUACAAAAGCAAAGUGCAGUAACUACAAUGUUCUCAGCUUUUAUAUUGUGUUUUCAGUGAACAAAAACUUUUGACACUGAUUU